GCGCCUAACAGUUAACUGCUCACUUACCGGCAAAAUAAUAAAAAUAACACCUUCAAUUUUUAAAGUUUCUAAUUUUUUAAUGUAGUUUUAAGCACAUCAUUGCGACAAGAAUAGUUAAUUUUAAUUGAAAGUAGACAAGGUUUUAUGAAUGUGAUAAGUGUAAACAGCAAAGAAGUUGGUCAGUAAAAAUGUCUACUCCUUCGAAAAGACCGUCAUCAAGAGCAUCGUCUGAUGCUCCUACGCCGUCACGAAGGACGCGAUCAUCACAACAACUUAUUGUACCCGAAACUCCACAGCGUUCUAGUGGAACACCCUCUAAAAAUGGCACUCCAGGAACACCUCGUGGUACCCCACGAACACCAACUCAUCAGCCCCCAGGGACAUCUCCAGCUCAAACUCUGGCUUCUAGCCCUAUGGGACUUGAUAUUGAAAUGAGCUCUCCAUUAAAUUAUGGCACACCAAGUUCACUAAGCACUCCUCGUUCUCUAAUGAGGGGUGCUAUGACACCAGCCAGACAGAGAGCAGACUUGAGAGGUCAUCAGCAAGGUCGCAAUGUACCAGCACCAACACCUCCCAGAAGUGGAGAAACAGUCCAACCAGAAACAUCAAGUGAGCCUCAACUAGUGGUUUGGGGAACUGAUGUAGCAAUUGCUGAGUGUCGGGAGAAAUUUAUUAAGUUCAUACAAAGAUAUGUGGAGCCCACAGCAGUUACUAAUGAAGCACUGUACGAGUUGAAGUUGGAAGAGAUCCAUACACUUGAAGAGCCCUUCCUGGAUGUUGACUGUGAACAUGUCAAGGUUUUUGACAAUAAACUGCACAGACAACUUGUAUGCUACCCUCAGGAGGUAAUUCCAGCUUUUGAUGCAGCAGUAAACGAGUUGUUCUUUGAAAAGUAUCCGGCUGCUGUGUUGGAACAUCAGAUACAAGUGAGGCCAUUCAAUGCGCCCCAACGUCACAUGAGGGAUUUGAACCCAGAGGACAUUGACCAGCUGGUGACGAUAUCGGGCAUGGUGAUCCGAACGUCCAGUAUCGUGCCUGAGAUGCGCGAGGCCUUCUUCAAAUGCGCGGUGUGCGGCGCUGCGGCGGUGGCUGAGCUGGAACGAGGCAGGGUGCCGGAGCCGAGUCACUGUGGACACUGCAACACAGCACACAGCUUCCAACUCAUACACAACAGGUCACACUUCAGUGACAAGCAGCUGGUCAAGUUGCAGGAGUCACCGGACGACAUGCCGGCGGGGCGUACGCCGGCGACGGUGUCGGUGAUGUCGCACGGCGCGCUGGUGGAGGCGGUGGGCGCGGGCGAGCGCGUGCACGUGACGGGCGUGUUCCGCGCCGCGCCCGCCGCGCUCAACCCGCGCCGCGCCACGCUGCGGGCGCUGCACCGCACGCACCUCGACGCGCUGCACUACCGCCGCUCGCACGACAACACGCUGCACAACAUGGACGACGACAAACAGCAUCAGUUCCCACCAGAGCGUGUUGAAAUGUUCAAAGCACUGGCAUCACAACCCGACAGCUACGAACGUCUUGCACGAGCCAUUGCACCAUCCAUAUACGAGAACCUGGAUAUCAAGAAAGGUGUACUUCUACAGUUGCUUGGAGGUACCAAGAAGAAUUUUAACGCCGCUGGUCGGACACAUUUUAGGUCAGAGAUCAACAUCCUGCUGUGCGGUGACCCUGGAACCAGCAAGUCUCAGCUGCUGCGGUGGGUACACGCCCUGGUUCCUCGCGCGCAGUACACCUCAGGGCGGGGCUCGUCGGCCGUCGGUCUCACCGCCUACGUCACCAAGGACCCGGACACUCGCCAGCUGGUGCUGCAGACGGGGGCCCUAGUACUUGCGGACAAUGGAAUAUGUUGUAUCGAUGAGUUUGACAAGAUGAAUGACUCCACCCGGAGUGUGCUUCAUGAGGUAAUGGAACAACAGACCCUUUCUAUAGCGAAGGCCGGUAUAAUAUGUCAGCUGAAUGCCCGAACUUCGAUCCUAGCAGCAGCCAACCCUGCCGAGUCGCAGUGGAACAAGAACAAAACUAUUGUGGAGAAUGUACAGCUGCCACAUACUUUGAUGUCAAGGUUUGAUCUAAUAUUCUUAGUGCUGGACCCACAAGAUGAAGUGUUUGACAGAAGACUUGCUACUCACCUUGUCUCCCUCUACUACAAGGACCCCUCAGACACUCAAGAACACGAAGAUGACAUUAGUAUGAGCGUGAUGCGCGACUACAUCGUGUUCGCCAAGGAGCAGGUGCAGCCCGUACUGUCUGACGCGGCGCAGCAGCGGCUGAUUGACGCUUACGUCGACAUGAGACGAGUGGGCAGCGGGCGCGGUCAGAUAUCGGCGUACCCGCGCCAGCUGGAGUCGCUCAUACGGCUGGCGGAGGCACACGCCCGCCUGCGGCUGUCGUCCACCGUGGAGCUGGCUGACGUGGAUGAGGCGGCGCGUCUUCACCGAGAAGCCUUAAAGCAAUCUGCGACGGAUCCGGCUUCGGGGCGCAUCGACGUGGGCAUCCUCACGACCGGGCUGGGCGCAGCUGGCCGCAGACGCCGCGCUGAGUUGGUCACCGCCAUCAAGCAGCUCAUCCAGCCGCACCGCAAGCCGCACACGCUCACGCAUUCCAAGCUGUUACAGGAGAUCAACGCCACCUCCCAGAUCAUGGUGACACGCGAGCAGCUCGAUGAAGCUCUCAGAGACCUGCAGGAUGAGGGGAAAGUUGUCGUGGUCAGCCACACACACUUAAGACUUUGUUGAUAUCCUUACCAGUUACAAUCAUGUUAUGUUAGUAAAAGGGAUUUCUAGCUCUAAAUACAAAUAACGAAUUCAAAAUAUAAUUUACUCUGAAGCCGGGUCCGCUGUGCCGUGUUUUCGUGUUUGUUAACACAAUCACAUGUUUUAUAAACCGAUUAGGGGCGUGGCUUAACAAUUUUGUUAAAUAAAACCUCUUAACAAGUUUACCGCGAGAAAUCUUAAGUCUAAAGAUGAUGAUGUUACUCAUUUUCGAUGAAAUGAAACAAAAAGAGGUGCAGCGGAAGAGCUGUUUUGCCAACUUGUUUUGACAAAAAAGUUGCGCAGCGAACACGAGCUUAGAACUAUUUGAUAAAUCAAAAUCAAUACAUCAAAAUGCUCAAGUUAUCGCUCCCAUACUCUAACAAUAAAUAAGCUUCUAAAAGCUAAAUAAAUAUCAAUUCAUCCACUCUAUCCUACCAAGUAUCUAUUGUGUAAGACUGUUGUUGUUUAUGUUUAAUAAAUGUGAAUGAAAUUGGAUAAACAAAAGUUUAAGUUUUAUUCCAUAUGAUUAAGAAUGUGAUUUUUUGUAAUAAAACAAAAGUUUUCAAAAA
Messenger RNA from Leptidea sinapis, 3331 nucleotides. RefSeq names its product DNA replication licensing factor MCM4 (gene dpa). The record is from RefSeq and is a predicted model, not a curated record. Gene Ontology annotation, biological process: DNA strand elongation involved in DNA replication; DNA replication; double-strand break repair via break-induced replication. Gene Ontology annotation, molecular function: single-stranded DNA binding; ATP hydrolysis activity; single-stranded DNA helicase activity. The transcript has 17 exons. Gene Ontology annotation, cellular component: nucleus; MCM complex. NCBI's taxonomy places the organism in Eukaryota, Metazoa, Arthropoda, Insecta, Lepidoptera, Pieridae. The coding region runs from base 189 to 2744 and encodes 851 amino acids.